Molecule: messenger RNA, 2003 nt
Organism: Cynara cardunculus var. scolymus (artichoke)
Lineage: Eukaryota; Viridiplantae; Streptophyta; Magnoliopsida; Asterales; Asteraceae
Product: protein NTM1-like 9
Exons: 6
Coding region: 215-1867 (550 amino acids)
Biological process (GO): regulation of DNA-templated transcription
Molecular function (GO): DNA binding
Source: RefSeq, a predicted model, not a curated record
GGAACUCAAAUUUCUGAUUAAAAAUUAAAACAAAAUUAAUGGUGAUAUUUGGGGUUGGGUUAGUGUAUGGUUUUUGCAACCAUGGUUACUUCGACAAGAAGCCAAUGGUUUUCAAAAGUCGAUCAGUGCUUUUCGUUAUCUUUUUCAUCUUUGCUACUGACUGCUACUAGGGUUUUCCUGCAAUUUCUGCUUUCCUUUCUUCAUCGAUUGAGCGAUGGAAGCACUGCCGCUGGGUUUCAGAUUCCGACCGACGGACGAGGAGCUCAUCAAUUACUACUUACGCCAAAAAAUCAACGGCCGCCAUUCAGAGGUUCAUAUCAUCCCCGAAGUCGAUGUCUGCAAAUUGGAGCCUUGGGACCUCCCCGAUCAAUCGGUUAUAAAGACAGAUGAUCCGGAGUGGUUUUUCUUUUGUCCACGGGAUAGGAAGUAUCCAAAUGGGCAUCGAUCAAAUCGUGCCACCAGUGCUGGUUAUUGGAAGGCUACAGGGAAGGAUCGAACCAUAAAGUCCAGGGGUCGUUCAGAUGCUCAAAUAAUUGGCAUGAAGAAGACUCUAGUUUUCUACAGGGGUCGAGCUCCCAAGGGUGAGCGCACCCACUGGAUCAUGCAUGAGUAUCGUGCCACAGAAAAAGAUCUCGAUGGCACCAACCCUGGUCAGUCAGCAUAUGUUCUUUGUCGUUUAUUCCGAAAGGCGGAUGAAAUUACCGAUGCCUCCAAGUGUGAUGAAGCAGAACCAACGGGUUUAUCUCCUACAACGCAUAAAUCCUCUCCCGGCAAUCCGUCAGUUGAUUUCCUUCAAGCACCAUCAGUGCAGGAUGUGCAAAUAGAUGGAACCGAGAAGUGGGCGACUGACACUGCUGAUAACUUGACCCAUAAUGCCGUUAUUCCUUUCGAGAACAGGAUUUCUGAUGUAGAUGAAACCACUGCAAAGGAAACAGCUGAGAAGAUUUGUCCAGAACUUGGAGCCUACCUAGAUUCACGUUUCGCAAAUGAUUUUGGUAGUGAUAACAAUGGGCUAGAUUUUCAGGAUGGCACUUCUGAACAAGAUAUAGCUCUCUCCGAAUUGUUGUCACUCUUACAGAAUGGCAACGAGUGCUCCUUUAAAGAGACAUUUGAUCAGAAAAACACUGAAGUGGGAUGUGAGACACCCAUAUCUGGCCCAGUCCCGACCGUACCCCAAGGAUUGCCAUUCUGUAGGACUACAAAAUCUGAUGCCGAAGUUGCCAUUGAUGUGGCACAAAAGCAGAUACUAGUGCCUCCCAGAUCUUGUUAUUCAUCAGUGAAUUUACCCGAGAAUGGAGGUGUUAAUAUUAUUAACGAUCAGGGUGCUUCAUCUGCGGGCUCCAAUGUGGGUUCAAUCUAUAGCCGGGGGAAUUACUGGGAACAAUCGACAAGCCAGACUAAUCCCCAUACUGUUGCAAACUUCCCAAUUGAUCGGCCUGAAAUUAAGAUCCGGACCCGUCAAUCUCAAACAGGUCAAUCUCAAACAGACCCAAGUUCGGAAAAUGUUAUGGGUCAAGGCAGAGCUGCUAGAAGACUCCGUCUGCAGGUUGAACCUUCGUCUGUCUCAAUCAGCCAUGGUGAUGAAACAAGUUCAACAGUUUCCGAGGUUUGUGACGAUGCAGAAGACACUGCGAGAAGUUUUGAUGGGUCUGAGCGGAUCAAUCCUGAGUUGGUCCCGAAACAUGAUGCAAAGGAAAACGAUCAGAAGCAUAAUAGAUUGCAGAUGAAACCGUUGAUUUUGGUAAGGGCGUAUUGUGGUGGUCGAUUCCUAAGUUCGUCAUUGAUUCAAAUAAUGAGCAUAUUUCUUGUUAUAUUUGUGAUGAUGAUCUCUUUAGGGGUUAGAGAACGCCCAAUUUUUCAUCUUUGAUUAGAUUAGGUUAGAUCAGAGAUUGUAGAAAUUAAGACUUUGGUUGCUUUCUUAUUUGAUCAGCAGUGUGUGAGUUGAAAUCAUGGGAUGUGAUUUAUCUAUCUUUUCUCACUACAAAUGAAGAGUAAUUGGCAUA